UGGUGGGUGUGAAGAAAGCGAGAGUUGCAAAGAUAAGAGAGAAAAUCAGAGGUUGAAGUUGGCAAUGGAACUUAAUUUUAAGCAUGUGUAAGGAAAUCCAAAAAUCCCAGCAAGCAGGCCAAUUAUGAGAGGAAGAUAGAAAUAUCAAUACCAAUGACCUGUCAAGACAGACUGACGAAACCCAAUCUUACUUUAAUCCAUCACUAGCAUACAAUUCAUUUGCCCAAAAAAAGGUUGCCUUGUUUUGCUGUGAUUUUAAUUCUUUUCCCUUUUGAAUAGUGGAUUCAGAGAGCUAUAUAAGGGAGGGAACACGCUGGCUGUGGGACAAAUAAUUCUCGAGGAAGAGAGCGAAUCGCUCUUAGUAGGAGGAGGGAGGGAGAACUGCCAACAGGUCCACCACCCGCAUCGCCGCUGCCAAGAGCAGAGAAUAAUGGAUGGGGAUGGAGAUAGAGAAGAUUCUUGGCCAAGAAAAGUUCAUGAUGAAGAACAGUUGGCCGUUGAGAUUCCUGAAACUGCUCAUCAGAUUAGCAGUGAUUCAUGGUUUCAAGUGGGUUUUGUGCUCACAACUGGUGUCAACAGUGCCUAUGUGCUGGGAUAUUCUGGGACCAUUAUGGUUCCUCUGGGUUGGGCAGUUGGUGUAGUUGGUUUGAUUAUAGCUGCUGCAAUAUCAUUGUAUGCAAAUUCUCUUGUUGCCAAGCUUCAUGAAUUUGGGGGAAAGAGACACAUUAGAUACAGAGAUCUUGCAGGAUAUAUAUACGGUAAGAAAGCUUACUCUAUUACAUGGGGAUUGCAAUAUGUUAAUCUUUUCAUGAUUAACACUGGAUACAUUAUUUUGGCUGGUCAAGCUCUUAAGGCGGUCUAUGUUCUUUUUAGGGAUGAUGAUGCAAUGAAGCUCCCAUACUUCAUUGCCAUUGCUGGGUUUGUAUGUGCUUUGUUUGCCAUUUCAAUUCCCCAUUUGUCAGCUCUAAGAAUUUGGUUGGCAGUUUCAACAUUCCUCAGUCUGAUGUACAUCAUUAUAGCAAUUGUUCUCUCCAUUAGAGAUGGCUGCAGAGCACCACCAAGGGACUAUAGCAUUACAGGAACAUCAGCAUCCAAAAUAUUUACAUCAAUUGGGGCAGGUGCUAGUCUGGUUUUUGCAUUUAACACUGGAAUGCUUCCAGAGAUACAGGCAACAAUAAGGCGACCUGUUGUUAGUAACAUGAUGAAGGCUUUGUAUUUUCAAUUCAUAAUUGGAAGUUUGCCAUUGUUUGCUGUCACUUGGAUUGGCUAUUGGGCUUAUGGAAAUUCAACAACCUCCUAUUUGCUUAGCAGCGUCAGUGGUCCUGUUUGGGUGAAGACAAUGGCCAACAUUGCUGCGUUCCUGCAAUCUGUCAUUGCUUUACAUAUUUUUGCAAGUCCAAUGUAUGAGUACUUGGAUACCAAGUUUGGGAUUAAAGGUAAUCCAUUAGCGAUCCGCAACUUGUCGUUUAGAUUAGGGGUGAGAGGUGGCUACCUAACCAUUAACACAUUGGUUUCAGCUCUUCUGCCCUUCCUGGGAGAUUUUGAGAGUCUCACUGGGGCCAUCAGCACCUUCCCCCUCACAUUUGUACUUGCUAACCACAUGUACCUGAGGGCAAAGAAGAACAAACUAACCAAUUUGCAAAUCCAAUGGCAUUGGCUAAAUGUUUGUUUCUUCAGCUGUAUGUCUAUUGCAGCAACAGUUGCAGCUCUGAGACUUAUAGCAGUAGAUUCCAAGACAUACCAUGUUUUUGCAGAUUUGUGAUGAUCAUUAUAAUGGGGAGAUUCAAUUAAACCCCUUUUCAGAAAUCAGAAAUGUCACUGAAAUUAAGUGACGUUUAGAUUUCUUGUUGUAUUUGGCUUUAGCUUGUAGCUUUAAGCACAGAAUAAAAUUAGUUUAUUUGUCAAUCAUU
Molecule: messenger RNA, 1910 nt
Organism: Hevea brasiliensis (rubber tree)
Lineage: Eukaryota; Viridiplantae; Streptophyta; Magnoliopsida; Malpighiales; Euphorbiaceae
Product: proline transporter 2
Exons: 7
Coding region: 431-1762 (443 amino acids)
Cellular component (GO): plasma membrane
Source: RefSeq, a predicted model, not a curated record